Molecule: messenger RNA, 773 nt
Organism: Molossus molossus (Pallas's mastiff bat)
Lineage: Eukaryota; Metazoa; Chordata; Mammalia; Chiroptera; Molossidae
Gene: IL22RA2
Product: interleukin 22 receptor subunit alpha 2
Exons: 5
Coding region: 37-732 (231 amino acids)
Molecular function (GO): interleukin-22 receptor activity; protein binding
Source: RefSeq, a predicted model, not a curated record
GGAACACUGGCUGCCUGACCAGUCACACUCACAACCAUGACGCCUAAACACUGCUUUCCGGGCUUCCUCAUCACUUUCUUCCUGACCGGGGCAGUAGAAACUCAUCCAGCCCAUGAGUCUCUGAAGCCUCAGAGAGUACAUUUUCAGUCCCGGAAUUUUCACAACAUUUUGCACUGGCAGCCUGGGAGGGCUUGUGCCUGCAACAGCAGUGUCUACUUUGUGCAAUAUAAAAUGUAUGGACAGAGACAAUGGAAAAAUAAAGAGGACUGUUGGGGUAUUCAAGAAUUCUUUUGUGACCUUACCAAUGAAACCUCUGAGGCACAGGAGGCUUAUUACGGAAGGGUGAGGACGGCCUUGGCUGGGACCCGCUCCGGCUGGACCAUGACGCAGCGGUUCACUCCCUGGUGGGAAACAAAAAUAGAUCCUCCAGUCAUGAAUAUAACCCAAAUUAAUGGAUCCUUGUUGGUGAUUCUCCAUGCUCCAAAUAUACCGUAUAGAAACCCAAAAGAAAAGAAUGUAUCAAUGGAAAAUUACUAUGAGCUAGUAUACCGAGUCUUUAUAAUUAACAAUUCACUAGAAAAGGAGCAAAAGGUAUACGAAGGAGCUCGCAGAAUGGUUGAAAUCGAAGCUCUAACACCUCGCACUGGUUACUGUGUGGUGGCGGAGACGUAUCGGCCCAUGCUAGACAGAAGCAGCCGAAGAAGUGAAGAGAGAUGCGUGGAAACGCCGUGAGGUGGUGUGGCUCUGCAAGUGGAAAUCAAAAGCCCUCUGAG